GUUUUUAGUCAGUUGUCGAAGUUUGUAUUCAUCAAAAGUUUCGCGGAUACUACAGUUGUACAGUUACAUAUAUAUAUAUAAAAAAAAGAACAACAAGGUACAUACAUAUCGAUUCAUAUUAAUGGAUACUAAAAAUCCCUACAGACCUGUUGAAAAUAAACUACAAAACGUUCAACAGCAACAGCAUAUAGACAUGGAACAAGUCAAUAACGGUCCACCACCAAUGUAUAAUAAUAAUUUUGCCCAACCGUCGGCAAGUGCUCCAGCUGCUGGUCCUCCUAGUACUGCAACUACGGUUCAGAUUAUGGCAAAUCAACCAAUGUUUCCCCAACCCGUAGGACCAAAAUCCAUGCAAAUGACUUGUCCCAGUUGUCGUUGUCGCAUUGAAACAGAAGUACGUCAUCGUUCUACAUCUAAAACCCAUUUUGCAUGCCUAUUGCUUUCCUGGACUAUCUGCUGUUGUUGUAUACCAUAUUGCAUGGAUUCUUGCCGCAAUGCAAAUCAUUUCUGUCCCAUGUGUGGAGCAUACAUUGGAACUUAUGCCUCAUAAAGAGAACAAUAUUUAAACAUAUAUACAUAUUCAUAUGUAUACAUAUACAUUCAUACAUAUAUACAUAUAUUCGAUUUAUAAUAUUAUUAUAAAAAACUUCUAUAUUUUGUUUACAAUACAGUUGUAAA
Messenger RNA from Lucilia sericata (common green bottle fly), 678 nucleotides. RefSeq names its product lipopolysaccharide-induced tumor necrosis factor-alpha factor homolog. Gene Ontology annotation, molecular function: zinc ion binding. Bases 122 to 550 code for a protein of 142 amino acids. The transcript has 2 exons. The record is from RefSeq and is a predicted model, not a curated record. NCBI's taxonomy places the organism in Eukaryota, Metazoa, Arthropoda, Insecta, Diptera, Calliphoridae.